Messenger RNA from Anolis carolinensis (green anole), 5694 nucleotides. It is a transcript of the gene sall4, whose product is annotated as spalt like transcription factor 4. Lineage: Eukaryota; Metazoa; Chordata; Lepidosauria; Squamata; Anolidae. Gene Ontology annotation, molecular function: DNA-binding transcription factor activity, RNA polymerase II-specific; RNA polymerase II cis-regulatory region sequence-specific DNA binding. Gene Ontology annotation, biological process: regulation of transcription by RNA polymerase II. The transcript is spliced from 4 exons. Gene Ontology annotation, cellular component: nucleus. The record is from RefSeq and is a predicted model, not a curated record. Bases 178 to 3558 code for a protein of 1126 amino acids.
CACCCAUGAUAAAUCGCAAUGCAUUAUUGAUCAUCAUAAUUGCUCGGACAUGCGCAUUCCGCCUCCCGGGGAGUAAUUUCCCAACUCGAGGAAUUUGUUGUGAACAAGAAGAAGACGAAGAGGAGGAGGAGGCCAAUAAUCGCGGACUCUUUGGGGGGCUCCCGAUGCGUGGGCACCAUGUCGAGGCGCAAGCAGGCGAAACCCCAGCACAUCAAUUCAGAAGAGCAGCAGCACCCACAACUGCAGCAGCAGCAUCCGCAGAACCGGGAGACCCCCCCGCAGCUUGCAAAUGGGAGUCCACGAGACGUCCCAGGUGACAGAGGAGACGAAAUGAGUUCAAAAAGGUUCCGGAUAGAUGAAACCAACAUCUGUGAAAAGUGCUGUGCAGAGUUCUUUGAUCUCUCUGAGUUUCUAGAGCAUAAGAGAAAUUGCACUAAAACACCCCCAGUCCUAAUCAUGAAUGACAGUGAGGGAGCAAUGCCCUUGGAAGGCCUCUCUGAAAGCUCUUCAGGAACUUUCUCAGGCAAUCGGAUAAACAGUGUGACAGCCAAGGAGAGUCAAGCAAAGAGUUACUCUACUUCUAUGGAAAAGAGAGAAGAGAAAGUUGAAACCGAACCACUGGGAGGAAUGUAUCCAAAGACAGAACUACCAACUGCUCCUACAGCCCAUGGACUGAGCUAUCUCCCCAAAACCAAAGUACCAAACACUAAUGUGACUUUGCAGACUAUCCGUGGAACUAAAGUGGCAGUCAACCAGUGUACCUCAGAGAUGGUUCCUCCAUCAACGGUUGGCUCUAAUGCUAUUCCGAUGAUCCUUGAGCAGCUUCUGUGCCUGCAGCAGCAGCAGCUCCAGCAGCUCCAGCUCACAGAGCAAAUCCGCAUCCAAAUUGCUAUGAUGGCCCCCCAUGUCCUGCAUCCCUCACUAGCUACUGCUGCUACAGACCCCCUCAAAGCUUUAGGUGUUCACAUGUCCCAACAACUGUCAGCUGCUGUUGCUUUAAUUGGACAGAAAGCUGGGAACCAAAGCCUAUCCCUGGAAUCCUUGAAGCAAGGCAAACUACCUCAUUCAAAUGUUGGCAUUCCAGCCACCCUUUCCAUGGCCAGUGGAUUGAUGGCAUCACCUGGCAUCUCUUUAAAGCCUGAUGCAAGUAGAGGCCUAACAAAUUCUAUGUCCCGUUUCCCGAGCCCUUUGCUACCUCAAUCAUCCGGCUCAGUUAUCUUCCAAAAUCCUCUUUCAGCCAUCUCUUCAGUGGUUGAUCCCUCAAAAAAAGGAAAAGGGAAGGUGCCAAAUGUUAAUGUGUCUGAAACCAAACCACUCAUGGAAGUGGCCUUCUUCAAACACAAAUGUAAGUACUGUGGUAAGGUCUUUGGCAAUGACAGCGCUCUACAAAUCCAUCUCCGUUCCCAUACUGGUGAAAGGCCCUACAAAUGCAACAUUUGUGGCAAUCGGUUUACAACCAAAGGGAAUCUUAAAGUGCAUUUCCAGAGACAUAAAGAUAAAUUUCCUAACAUCAGAAUGAAUCCUCAUCCUGUACCUGAAGAAUUAGACAACAUACCCACAAGCAGUGGUAUACCCCAUGGAAUGUCUGUUCCACUGGAUGAAUCAAACUUUAUUGUGGAUGCCAAACCUGUAAUUAAUGCACUGCCUACCUCUUUAGGCUUACCUCAAAAUAAUUCCAAUUUAGUAGGGGGCAGAGAUAUUUUCAUUGGUGCACCUCUAGGUGAUCUUCAUCCUAGGCCUUCUCCAGAAAGUGAAGGAGGUUCCUCAUCAGGUGUAGCCAGUCAAGAAUCAGGAACUGAGCAGAAUAGGAAUUCCCCACAAACUGGCUGCAGCUUGAAUGCUUUCCAGGAAGGCAGAGCUGGUGAGCAAGGUUCUGAAACAACAAAGCUCCAGCAGUUGGUGGAGAACAUUGAUAAGUCAGCAUCAGAUCCCAAUGAGUGCUUAAUCUGCCACCGAGUUCUCAGCUGUCAGAGUUCCCUCAAAAUGCAUUACCGCACUCAUACAGGUGAGAGGCCAUUCAAGUGCAAGAUCUGUGGCCGUGCCUUCUCAACCAAAGGCAACCUUAAGACACAUUAUGGAGUACACCGUGCAAACACCCCAUUGAAAAUGCAACACUCCUGCCCCAUUUGCCAGAAGAAGUUUACCAAUGCAGUGGUUUUGCAGCAACACAUUCGUAUGCAUAUGGGAGGACAAAUUCCCAAUACACCAUUCCCAGAAAACACACAUGACAAUACUGAUGAGGAGGUUAUUGCAGUAGAAAAAAAUGGAGAUCCAUGUUGUCCAGAAAGUAAUGAAGAGUGUAUGGAUAUGGAAGAAGAGCUAGAGUCUCAGGAUGGGCCAAGCCAGUCUUCUAAACCACUUACCUCUUGCAGUUCUCAAGCUGAUCCUUCAAGCUCUGUUUUUUCCAGUAUUUCGGUGUUAGAAAACCAGAUGAAAAUUAUGAACUCAGCUUUGACUUUACAGCGGCAAAGCAGCCUGAAAUCCAGUGAUAAUGGUUCUGCAGAAAGUGAUGGUAUGACCAAUGACACUUCCUCGGUGGCAGGCGAUCCAGAGUAUCAAAAUGGUAGCCGUAGUCCUGUUGCCUCUGAAUCAGCUUCCUUCCUAACACUGUCUCCAGCCAACAGCCAGGCAGAGAGCAUCAGAUCAAAGUCUCCAAGUUGCAACAUCCAAGAAGAUGGUGUGGUGGGAAGUAAGGUAGAGGGUACUGAAACCCUUACCGUGGAAAGAGAUCGUGCUUUGGAUUUAACCUAUGGCAAUUUUGGCCGAAAAAUUAUCAAGGAGGAACCAGGAUUACAUUUCCCAAAUGGGGAGUAUGGCCGAAGCAAUGUCCCCACAGCUUUUCUCAGAGCACCACCAGCUCUUAUAAAAAUGGAAAUGCCAAAUGAUCGCCCUAUUAGCACCAGCCAUUUUAUUAGCCCUCCUGUGUUGUCACCUGGUGUGCCUCCCCUUCUGGUGCCACUUCCUCGCCGUACUGCUAAGCAACACAUAUGUGGAACAUGUGGAAAGAACUUCUCAUCAGCAAGCGCUCUUCAGAUCCAUGAGCGGACUCACACGGGGGAAAAGCCAUUUGUAUGCAACAUCUGUGGAAGGGCUUUUACCACUAAAGGAAACCUUAAGGUCCAUGUUGGAACCCAUAUGUGGAACAACUCUGCCCGACGUGGAAGAAGACUCUCUAUUGAUAACCCCAUGGCAUUGCUCAGUAGCGAUCCAAAGAAAGUGCCAGAGAUCUUUCCCAAGGAUGCUGUGUCUCCAUCAGUCAACCUCGAUCCUACAGCAUGGAACCAGUAUGCUGCUGUGCUCAGUAAUGGCUUAGCCAUGAAAACCAAUGAGAUCUCUGUGAUCCAGAGUGGAGGCAUUCCUUCCCUCCCAACCACAAUUGGGGGAGGCCCAGCAAUCAAUGUUGCAGUGAAUUCUUCCACAAGCUCCAAGAUGGAUGGUUCCCAGUCUGCUAUUGUUCCAGUAGCCCAGAUGGAGAAGCCCAGUAGCACUGCUGCAGACGAUAUGCCAAAACACCAGUUUCCCCACUUUAUGGAGGAAAACAAAAUCGCCGUUAAUUAAAAACCCAGAAAACUUGAGAGAGAAGGCAGAAGAAUUUUUUUAAAAGAAAAAAACUAUAGAAGCAUAUAUAUAAAUAUAUAUUUUUAAGAAAUUACACCUCAAGUAUCCUUAUUUUCGUAUUGACGUGCAAAUAAUUCUAUGGUUGUCUUUGUAAGAGUUGCCCAGAGUACAAUCAUGUUCCUGCUUUGCAGAAAACAAAAGAAAAGCCAGUGUAGGAUUCUUCUGUCUUUGGAAAAAUGCGGGUCUUGCAAAGUAGUUCUCACAUGAAUGACUUUAAUCUGUAAAACCUGAGACGUUUUGCAACAUGAAAUCCCAAAGGUUAUAACAUUUACCUCUUUUGUUUUUGUUUUGUUGCUUGCGUAAAAACCAUUUGUGGCUUUGAGGAGAGUGGACUCAAAUCUGUAGGUCAUUAAGGGGAUGUGGCAUUCCUGGAAUUCAUGACUGAUAAUGUGGAAGCUUAUUAUGCGGGUAAAUAUCCUAGAAUGCCACCCUUUUAGAGUAGAACCUAUUUUUGUUUGUUUCAGAUUCCUUUUUAAAGAAAAUAUAUGGUUUUGAAUGUAAUACAGCUCUAAUGCCGGUUGGACACAAGUCUGAUCUAUUCAGAUGAAUGCCGUUUAAAAGCAUAAUCACAUUUUUUAAACUGGCACUCUCAGUUGCCUAUGAUAAAUCCUAAAUCACAGGUGUUGAUGACUGCUGCUUAUUUAAAUGCUUACAUGGACAUGUGCUGUGGGUGUACCAUCUGCAUAACAGUGCCAGAAUCCUGAGUUUUCACUGCAAUGGUUUCCCCGCAGUACACACAAAGGAACAUGGGUCAUGCAUCAAAAGAGAUUCAAGACCAGGAUGCAUGAAAAAAGCAUGGGGAAGGAUAUUUUUGUAUAUACUGUAGAAAGGGAAUCAAAUCCUUGGGAGGUGUUUUGUUUUUUGUUUUUAACUUUUCCGCCAGGAAUCUCAGGUGACUGUGUUUUGGAAACAUUUCCUUUAGAGAGAGGCAAACUUUCCUCCGCUGGAGCAUUUUGGAUCUUCAUAGAGUUCCCUUUCCCACCCUCCAUCCUUAAGAGAUGAGUUUUUCUCAAUUGGGUAUUUGAUAGAAAAGACAUGUUUUGUGGGUGUUGCAUUCUUUUGUUCUAACAUUUUCACUUUAGAAAUUUGGGCUACAAUCCACCCAGAUGUUUACCUGUACCAAGCUCCAUGUUCUAGUGCAGCGCAUCUGUCUCAUUUCAAUGGAAUUUGCUCAUGAGAAAUUCUUGAGAGGGGCCUAAGUUUCCUGUUGGACUUUGUGUGUGUUUUCAUUAGGGGCGACCAAAAUGAAAUCCUGAUUGUGUUGUAUUGUAUGAAGGUUACUGGGACAGCCCUCUGGAUUCUUAAGUUAUCUACCUCAUUAUUAUUAUUAUUAUUGUUAUUACUAUUUUGUUAUUUUGUAGUGCUGAGUGUCUAUUUUUCUAUAAAAUAACCACUGUAUUGUACUUGAGAUCCAAGCAGAGGCUACUGUGCACUAUUUGAACCAAAACAUGAUAUACUGGUAAGGAUAUAUGAAUAUGUUAUGCUGUGUGUGUUUGUGUGUGUGUAUCGGAGGGUUGUUUUGUGUUUGCUCUCCUACACCUUUCUUUAUAGCUGCAGGAUCUCCCAGUGUGUUGAUAAAAAGCUACAUUGGAAAAUGUAACGAAACAUUUGGUAUUAAAAGGACUUGAAGAAAAAUAUGACUUUUUUCUCACUUUAAAGUCCAGUUUUGCUCAUGUGGAAGGCUCAUGAAACUAUGGAUUUAAUUUGUAUUAUUUUAAAAACCACCUUGCUUGUGUAAUGCUGUUGCACCUGUAUUAUUUGUGAGUAUGUGUUUGUGUCCAAUUGUUUUAUUAUUUUAUUUUGCUUAGGAUCAGUUUUUGCCAAGUUGUGCCUUUCCUGCUGGACUUUGUAAAGUAAGAAUACAAUCUGUUUACACUGUAAAGUGGAUCUUGUUACAUGGAACAUGCCAAAGGUGCAUCCCAAGUGUCAUGUCUGCAUUGUGAAUGUAGGGACUUUGUAAGCAAGUUCUAUGUAGUUUGGUUUUGGUUUUUUUGGUUUUAUUUUUUUGUUUUUGGAUGAUCUACUGAUGCAUUUCUGUUAAUGAUAUGAGAAUAAAUCUGGGAUGAAUUUUUCACA